CUUUUAGAGUUACAUCCCUUUACAAAAAUCAUUUGAGGGGUCUCAAAAAUAUUAUGACUAGAGAAUUUUUUCCAUUUGAUAUUGUUUAGCAUAAGCAGACCAACGCACCAACAUGCCUAAGGACCAUCGGUUGCCAGAGAGACCAAAACCACCAUCGAUUGACCAAAUCAUGGCCGACAUUAAAGCUGCUGGUGACGAUGACGUGGUGUUCAGCGGCUCCAAAUUGAACAUCUCCAGAGACAGUACGCCAGUGACUUCUCUCUCCCUGGUGGAUACAGAGGACAUGGGACACGGUGACGAUUCAUCUGUGACUCGCACGGAGAGCCCCGACAUUGGAGCAAAGUAUUUACAGACACUGGAGCUCCUCAAUCUUGUUGACCUCCUUAAAAGCACUCCUGAGGAGCUGAAGAAACAGUAUGAGCAGCUGGAGGAGCUAGGAGCUGAGGUGUCCGAGGUGAUCAAUGAACUCAAAGAGUCAGCCAGCAGCACAGUGAAACAGAAGAAAACAAAGUCCUGAUACAAGAUUUCAGUGUUUGUUAUACACCUGUUGGAUGAAGAGAAUACAAGGUGCAGUGUGUAGUACUUACCACAUGAUGUCACACCGACAUGGUUAACACCAAGCGUUGUUCACCAUUCUCAGUGAAUUUCUAUUUUGGAGUCGGGCAAGAGACCUACCUCUGUCUUCUAAUGUCAUGUCCAUAUGAGGCAUAAUGAAUUUUAACUUGUACCAAGCUAACAUUAACUGUUAUGUGCAGUGAAAAUUACUCCCAUUCAGCAAAGACUGCAUGUGCACUAUUUGAUGACACUGAUUAAAAUUAAUCACACACACACACACAAAAUAUUGCUGUAUGUUUUCGAUACAAUGUGGGAUAUUUAUUCAUUAUCUGUGUUAAUUUUAUAAUAAGGAUCAUUAGAAUGAAUGUUUAAAGGGACAUUCCCGAGUUUGCUGCAUUGUAAGAUGUUUCCUACUAAUAAAAUAUUUCUACGAUUAAACUUACAUAUUAAAUAUAUU
Gigantopelta aegis is the source of this 1012-nucleotide messenger RNA. Its product is annotated as UPF0449 protein C19orf25 homolog. NCBI's taxonomy places the organism in Eukaryota, Metazoa, Mollusca, Gastropoda, Neomphalida, Peltospiridae. Bases 113 to 517 code for a protein of 134 amino acids. The record is from RefSeq and is a predicted model, not a curated record. The transcript has 2 exons.